AUGGAAACGCUCGAGGAAGAUGACAACCUGCCCCGAUGGCUCUUCAUCCUCCUCACCGUUGCAAUCACGCUUCCGUGGGCCAUCGUCCCCGUCUACGAUGCCAUCGAUUCCAAGUACCGUACAAUCCAAGCCACUGCGUGCCGCCUCCUCACCAGCACUCUUCUUCUGGUUGUCUCUUACGCGGCCGCACUCUUCUUCAUCAUUCACGAGGGCGUAGUUGCAGGGGAUGAAACAAUUGCUAUCCUCGUCCUGAUCAUCUUCAAUUUAUGGUAUGUUCUUCGAAACAUCAGAGGAUGGCUCCAGCUCUUGGCACUGCGCCGGGUCAAGCCCGCCUUUGUUCUCAUGCACAAGAACAUCUUCUCCUCGUUCUCAGCGGAGCUGGCUGGACACUCGACCUCUCCCAUUCGUACAGUUCUCGUCUCGGAGCGACUUAUUGAUAACGACUUUAUGAGCGACACCCCCUUCCUUCAACCCUUUCCGAAGCUAUAUGGUAAUCCCAGGGUCGACAACAACCUAAGCGGGUAUUCCGAAGAAAGAAAAUAUCAAAUUCAAACUGUCGAGAUCUUCGCCGUUGCCAUAUGGAAGGCAUGGUGGACGCAAGACAUUUCCAUCCUUCAAGCGGAAAACGACUUAUCGGCGAACUCCCGCCUAACCCACGGAAUUUCUUUCUACCCCAAAACCGAAAACCUGGAUGCCUCCCUAGGUGGUCCGCGGUAUCCGGCAGGGUUUUGUGAACAAGCGGAAGAAGAAGGCCUCAGCGCGAGGCAAAAAUGGAUAGAAUUACUGGCAUCCUACAGCACUGCAUCUAAUCGUGUGGUAGGUCAGCAGGAUACGCCCCAAGAUCCUACCGCUGACAUGAUUAAUUACGACUUUAGCCAUGUCGUCGCGCUUGUUGUGGAGGAAAAAUCAAUCCGAAAACCAAACAGGAUAUCUAUCUUAUGGCACAAUACCGCGCGAUUUGAGAAGGUAUACGAGGAUAACAGGAAAGCUCUAAUCGAAGAAGAAGAGAUUCCUAAUGUUGUGCUUCCGACAUGGAGUUCAUGGGUGCAGAUUGCUCAGGACAUAAGCACAAAUUUGUGUCGACCAGUCUACCUGAAUGGGUCUCUGCUGACCAAUUUUGCGGCUGAGUUGUCUGCAGCCAGCGUGAUUCUUCUGCGUUAUCCCGAAAAGUAUAAAAGGCUUGUUGAACAAAUUCACAUGGAUGGGCUAAACGCGAGAUGGACGUAUGGAUGGUCAGGUUUACUGUCAUGCUUUUCUGCGCUGUGGACGAUGGAAAGGAUAUAUUUCGCAAUGCUGAACGGGCUUUCGCUGCUUGCGAUAAGUGGAAAUGGCGAAGUUGCCAAUAUUGACAAAAACAUUCGGGCAAUGCUGUACGGGUACGCAUCGUUCGCUGUGAGUGACCGUGCCAUAGGAGAGAAGAUCAAGGAUUUACAACAGAAGGAAAUGUCUCGACGUCACGUAGCGAACCUAGGGGUAACCUUUCGUGGGUAUGGACUCGACACAGUCCGAAGAGCUUGCAAACGGCUUGGAAUUCCGCGAGAUGUUCGUUUUAUGGACGGACCGUUGGCCUUGUCCGUGGCGUGGGCUAUGCAAUACCUGGACGGGGAAUGUGGGCUAGACACGCUAACGCAAGGCAACACGCAUGAAGAAAUUGAUCGUUUGUUGGGGUCGAGCACGGCAUGGAGAUAUCCCGCUCGAUAUGAUUGAAAGGACUACGCCAUGCGGGCAUCGGCUGACCGAAAGGUUCGCCCAUGGGAUAUCGGUUCUACAGCGGCCCCUGAAGCGAGCAUUCACGACUGAUUCUUUUGUAUGAGGGAGAGCAAUGCUGUUUCAGCAUAAUAUAAGUGCGCAGGACCCACGACAAGAUGUUAUCUCUGGUGUCUUCGAUCGUACGGAUAUUCGCUGGAGAAGCCUAGUUCAGCGUCCAUGAAAUGCAACUCUUGGAGCAGUCUGGUUGAACUGCAUCACCAUAUCCUGACCAUUUAAAUACUGUAGAAUUUAACUGAAAAUUGGUCUCGCUUCUCGUGGUUCCGGGGUGGCAGAAGAGCAACAGCCAAGGUAAUUAUCUGCUCGACCCCGUGCACAGUCAUGGGAUAGGAGUCCUCGGAAGCACAGGAGGACUCGAUCAUCUGGAUAUGCAGUAUGUGAGCCAUAUAUUGUCUAUCGACGUCGGUGAACAUGGAGACCACAUACAGUAUCGUCUUGCCAGUUCUUUGGAGCUUGAGGUAAAGUACUGCAUGAAUGGUACCUUUUUCUAAGGAGCCUGAAAAGGAUGUUUAUUUGCGAAUUUGGCGUGGGCUGAGCCAGCGAAAACUCCCUUACUACGUGGGCCAUGAACCUGCAUUCUGAAGUAAGGCCAAAGAAGAGUCAGAAUGGAUUCCUGGGAGCUUUGAUGCCUUUCUAGAAGUCGAUAAUAGUAGACUUGAAUCUUCGAGUAGGGCCAUUGUUUCUCUUAAAG
This is a messenger RNA of Chondrus crispus (carragheen), 2458 nucleotides long. RefSeq lists its product as hypothetical. The record is from RefSeq and is a predicted model, not a curated record. The transcript has 3 exons. NCBI's taxonomy places the organism in Eukaryota, Rhodophyta, Florideophyceae, Gigartinales, Gigartinaceae. Bases 1 to 1707 code for a protein of 568 amino acids.